Molecule: messenger RNA, 840 nt
Organism: Hordeum vulgare subsp. vulgare (domesticated barley)
Lineage: Eukaryota; Viridiplantae; Streptophyta; Magnoliopsida; Poales; Poaceae
Exons: 2
Coding region: 227-706 (159 amino acids)
Molecular function (GO): zinc ion binding
Source: RefSeq, a predicted model, not a curated record
CUGUCUUAUCCCGGAUUUUUUUUAUCUUAAGCUCAUUUUAGGCCAGGAUCUGCUGACGUGGCUCCGUGUAGGCUGGGAUUGUGGUUUCUUUUUAACAGGGGACGCUGGUGGGGAAUUAUUUUAGGGUUCGACGACGGGAGAGAGCGACGGCGGAAGGCGACAGAGAGAGAGCGAGGGCGAGUUCGAUCCAGACCAAGGCGACGGAGAGAGAGCGACGGCGGAGGCGAUGUCGUCCUUCUCGAUUGGAUCCUCCUGUUCACGCGGCGAGGGGAUUCGACGGAGAGGCGCUGCAGCUAGGUCGCCGGUGCCGUAUCGUGAGCAGCCGAUGGAUUAUGAGUCUGCUGUUUUCUGCAGUCAUUGCGGGAGGAAGGCGCCUAGGUGGAUUUCAUGGAGUGUGGCGAAUCCUGGAAGGAGAUAUUAUGCUUGCGUCGAAUCUAAGCAUGGUUUCCUACAAUGGCACGACGGCCCAACAUCUCCAUUCCUACGUGUAUUGUUGGGAGACCUUCGAGAUAGGGUAUGGAGUCUUGAGGAUGAUGUAGCAGCAUUGUGUGGAGAUGGAGAUGCAAGUGCUGGUGCUGGUGCAGUGCAGGAGGCAGUGCAAGAGAGAACUGCAGGUGUUGGUGCUGAUGGUGUUUCAGUUAGGAUGAUGGUUUGUGGAAUUGUGCUAUUUGUAUCAGGUUUAGUUGUAGGGAUGAUCAUAUCCUAGUUCCUUUGCUAGUAAUGGAUGUGAGGCAGUGUACUGUAUUUUGUGAAGUUUGUACCAUGAUGUGAGGCAAUGUACAAUGUACUGAAUUUUUAACAGUAUGUGCUGGAUUCUGUUAUGAAAUUUUGGUCAGUUUU